Messenger RNA from Paecilomyces variotii, 1677 nucleotides. Its product is annotated as multicopper oxidase. Gene Ontology annotation, molecular function: copper ion binding; ferroxidase activity. The coding region runs from base 1 to 1677 and encodes 558 amino acids. Lineage: Eukaryota; Fungi; Ascomycota; Eurotiomycetes; Eurotiales; Thermoascaceae. Gene Ontology annotation, cellular component: high-affinity iron permease complex. The transcript has 5 exons. Gene Ontology annotation, biological process: cellular response to iron ion starvation; reductive iron assimilation. The record is from RefSeq and is a predicted model, not a curated record.
AUGAUCUUCCUGUGCGCCCUGCUGGCGCUUCUUCCGAGCGCGAUAUGCGCUACGGUCACUUACGAUUUCAAUAUCACUUGGGUGUCUUCGAAUCCAGAUGGUGCGCACGUAAGACCAACCAUUGGCAUCAAUGGCCAGUGGCCAUUGCCCGCGAUUACGGCCAAUGUUGGGGAUCGCAUUAUCGUCAAUGUCUUGAAUGGAUUAGGGAACCAAUCGACAUCCCUUCAUUUCCACGGCCUUUUCAUGAAGAAUGCCUCUCAUAUGGAUGGACCAGCUCAGGUCACCCAGUGCGGUAUUCCACCAGGAUCCAGCUUCCAGUAUAACUUUACGGUGGAUCAACCAGGUACAUACUGGUAUCAUUCUCACACUCAAUCGCAAUAUCCUGACGGAUUGCGGGGUCCGUUGAUCAUAUACGAUGACGCCUCACCUUUCAAGGGUGAGUAUGAGGAAGAACUGAUCUUGCCUUUAUCAGACUGGUAUCACGAUCAAAUGUCCGCUCUCCUUCCAACGUACAUGGCCAAGGGGAACAUGAUGUUGCAGGAACCUCUGCCUCAAUCGAACUUGAUCAACGAGACCCAGAAUCUUAAAAUCGGGGUACAGCCAGGAAAGACGUAUCUCGUCCGGAUGAUUAACAUAGGAGCGUUCAUGGGCCAGUAUUUCUGGAUGGAAGGUCACAACAUGACCAUUGUGGAACUGGAUGGAGUCUACACGAAGCCGACUGUCGCUGAAACCAUCUACCUCGCUACUGGCCAGAGAUGUAGUUUCCUACUGAAGACCAAGGAUGAUCGGGCAGCGAACUAUCCCAUCGUCGCGAGUUUGGAUCCAGUACGCUUUACAACUCUAUUCCACCCAACGACUUUCGCUAACAGCAUGUCAACGACAGGGUGGCUUGUAUAUGACUCGAGCCUAUCAUACCCGGAACCACAGCAGCUGUCCAGGUAUGACAGUAUAGACGAUAUGGCACUCGUGCCGUAUGACGAACAACCGUUGUUGGCCCAUCCAGAUCGUACAAUCACCCUUACUAUGAACAUGGACAGGGAUCUGGAUGGAAUUACGCACUGGCUCCUCAACGACGUUAGCUACUCGCCUCCCGAGGUGCCAACUCUAUAUACAGCCCUUACGAGCGGUACAGAUGCCGCAAAUGAGACCACCUAUGCCGCAUCGACCAAUUCAUUCGUCCUUGAAAAGGACUCCAUCGUCGAACUAAUCGUUAACAACGAACACAUGGGCCGACACCCAUUCCACUUGCACGGCCACCACUUCCAAGCUGUGUUCCAAUCAAAGCGCGGCGAUGGUCUAUUCAAAGAUAAAGGCUUAACCGAGAAUGAUCUCCCUCAAGCCCCCAUCCGACGUGAUACACUCGUCGUGAAUCCAGGAGGAAGCAUCGUCGUCCGGUUUCGAGCUAAUAAUCCUGGAGUAUGGAUAUUCCACUGCCACAUGGAAUGGCACGCCCAUGCAGGACUUAUCGCCACUAUGGUGGAAGACCCUCUUACACUCCAGGAGCGGACACCAAUGUCAUCUAUCCCAUCUGACCACCUCAAGGCAUGCUCUCCAGUCCAGAUCCCAUUCACCAGCAAAAAUGAUACGAACUGGGGUCCCUCAGAUGAGAAACACACAGAAGAAGAACAAACCUCUCCGACAGAGCAAGAAUCUUCCACAGAACAUAAUACAAAGUAA